Messenger RNA from Phycodurus eques (leafy seadragon), 887 nucleotides. It is a transcript of the gene phlda2, whose product is annotated as pleckstrin homology-like domain, family A, member 2. Bases 94 to 510 code for a protein of 138 amino acids. Gene Ontology annotation, molecular function: phosphatidylinositol phosphate binding. The transcript is spliced from 2 exons. NCBI's taxonomy places the organism in Eukaryota, Metazoa, Chordata, Actinopteri, Syngnathiformes, Syngnathidae. The record is from RefSeq and is a predicted model, not a curated record. Gene Ontology annotation, biological process: positive regulation of apoptotic process.
CGCGGAUUACUCCGACCCGACGAGAGGCUCCUUCCUCGGGCUGCUCUGACCCAAGUCGACCCGGGCAAUUUCCGUCAAAGCGUUUUGCAGAGAAUGAAAAUGUCUGCGGCUGACAUCUCCCAGGUGCUCAAAGAGGGUGAGCUGGAGAAGAGGAGCGACAACCUGCUCCAGUUCUGGAAGAGGAAGACCUGCGUCCUGACCCCCGACAGCCUCAACAUGUACGCCGACACGCACAAGCGCUCCCGGGGCAAAGAGCUCAAGUUGCAGUGCAUCAAGAAGGUGGACUGCGUGGAGCGCACCGGCAAGUUCGUCUACUUCACCAUCGUCACCACUGACGACAAGGAGAUCGACUUCCGCUGCCCGGGCGAGGACAACUGCUGGAACGCGGUCAUCACCAUGGCCCUCAUCGACUACCAGAACCGCAAGGCCAUCCGGGACUUUAAGACGCGCCAGGACAACGAGAGCGCGUCGCCGGGCCAGCAGGAGCGUCGCAUGGCGAGGGCACCCUGAGACCCCCAGCCCGAGCCUCACGCUCUAUAUGCGUGUGUGCGUGUGGACCACACAAGAAAUAAUCAUUCAAGGACCAACCAGAAGGGAACGAUGACGUCAUCCGGUCCAGAGAUGAAGGAUCGUGGACUGAGCUGUCACGACGACUCUCACAAAUCCAGCAGACAUUUUCCAAACUCCACUCUCAUGGAUUGACAAGGGAAGUUUGCUCUCGUUGGAGAGAAGAAAAAAAGAAGAAGAUGUUUGUUAAUUUAUUUGUUUCCAGGAUAUGGUGUCUUCUGGUAAACUGCACUUGUAUUGUUUAAAUUAUUUGCUUGUUUCAAAGCAUGAUAUGUUAAUGUAUUUAUUUCAAUAAAUAUAUGCGCAUCUUUUUGACAAAA